CGCCGUCACGUGACUCUCCUCGACCAAUGAAAACGACGCUUGCAUGUUUUGCUGGGCUUUUCUCGGAGAGGACGAGCGACGAACGGCUGGGAUGUUUUCAAACCCAGCGAUGAACGUCACACAGCCGUAGGCUACGGUUAAGGUCCAAUAUUUAGGUAAUAACUGUUUAUAUUGCGCAAUAUAUCACACAUAGAAGAACCCGAAUGAGUCAGUGGGAUACGUGUGACCCAGUUUGAAGGUGCAUGAUGAUCCUACUGCACUGUAGCUGUCACAGCUAGUCAGGUGCAGCACCAUGGCCAAACCUGGGAGCGACAGAGAUGGAGCCAUGGUGGAUAAGCAGGCGGGGAAGAAGAGCAAAGACAAGUUGUCCCCUUUCACCAAAACUCCGAAGCUGGACCGGAGUGAAUUGCUGGGGAAAGAAGGGAAAGCAAAGUCUUCCAUGAAGCGCAAGCUCUCCUUUACUAACAGUCCGCUCCGGACCGAGGAGCGAGACUCAGACACCGAUGACUCAGACCCAGGCCAGUCGAGUGAGACCUGGGGAGAGAGAUUAGUGCCUCCCUGCAGGAUAUACGCAGAAAAAGAUGGACCAGAGAAGAAGAAGGUGAAAAAGGAGUCUGGGGGCAAGAAGUCCCAGGCUCCCAACCUCUUGUUUGGGUAUCCUCUGUCAGAGCGCAAACAGAUGGCUCUCCUAAUGCAGAUGACUGCCAACAGUCCAGACUCUACUCCCAGUCACCCCUCACAAACGACCCCUGUGCAGAAGAAAGUCCCCAGCAGCGCGUCAUCUCGACAGAAGGACAAGGUCAACAAGAGGAACGAGAGAGGGGAGACUCCUCUUCACAUGGCAGCCAUCAGGGGAGACGCCAAGCAAGUUAAAGACCUCAUUAGCCUGGGAGCUGACGUCAACGUCAAAGACUUUGCAGGUUGGACUCCUCUUCAUGAAGCCUGUAAUCUUGGUUACUACGACGUGGCCAAAGUCUUAAUAGCAGCAGGUGCAGAAGUGAACACACAGGGUCUGGAUGACGACACGCCACUUCACGAUGCCUCUAGCAGCGGGCAUACAGAUAUUGUGAAACUGCUGCUGCGCCACGGUGGUAACGCCUUCCAGGCCAACAAACGCGGGGAGCGGCCCGUGGAUGUGGCAGACUCUCAGGAACUGGAGCAGCUAUUAAAGGGAGAGGUGCCACUGUCAGACCAAGAUGACAGCUCUUCAGAGUCUGAAGACCUGCUGUCUGUCAAUCCAUCCAGUAUAGAUGACAACUUGGAAGACUCUGAUACUGAAAAGGACUCUGACGGUAAACAGGCCACGAAAGCAUCAUCGUCCGUUCCAGGGCUGGAUGAGUAUGAGUUCAAGGACGAGGAGGAGGAGGAGGAUCUCGGUAAAGCCAUGAACGACAGACACAUUCUCCGGAGGGAACUACAGCAGCGUGAGAAGGAGGAAAAAGAUAAUCAUGUGGCAGGAAAGCAGGGUGCAAAAGGGGAUUCCGCCUCAAAGUCCAAAAAGCAGAAGACUUCUCGUGUCCACUGUAGCUCGGAUACCUCCAGCGACGAAAUGGAGAGCCUUUCAGAGAAAAGGAGUUCCCCCACCUGCUCUCAGAGCUCAGAGAGCCUCAAGGCAGACACAAGGUCUAAAAAGGAGAAUGCUGAGCAAAAAGACAAGGGUAAAGUCAAGAGGAAGAGCAAAAGCCAGAAUAAGAACAAGGAAAACCAAGAGGAUGGGAAAGAGAACAGCAAAACCUUGGUCCUCUCUCUCGCAACGGUGUCCGAGAGCACAGAAAAGGGAAGAGAGGAAGACUCGUUCAAGAUGUCUUUCAGUCCUAAAGAUGACUCAUCCGUCCACCUAUUCCAUUUGUCGUCCAUAAAAUCUCCAAAACUGAACCACAGCCUGACUGACAAACAAACACCACUCAAACAGGAAAAUACUAAGAUGUGCAUUUCUAUCAGUGACAGCUCAUGUCCGGUGGACACUGUCAAAUACAACCACUUCGCAGAGACAGACUACUGCACUGAAGGCUCCAGCACCAAGGGGUGUAAGCACAAGGAAAAGAGCAAGCAUCAACAGAAAGACUCCAGUGGAGACGGGGACGAAGGUCAUUUGAGUCCUUACAAAGACGGUAGCAUGGGAAACAGCAUUGACGGCUCUGAAGGUGCCUUACGGAAGACCGACUUAGACGGCAAAGUAGUAAAGAAGCAUAAACUUAAACAUAAGGAGAAAGACAAACACAGGAGGGAAUAUGAGGCAGAGCGCAGCCGCCACAGGCAGAAGGAGGCCAGGAAAGACGGCCACAGGAAUCUGGAGUUUGACAGAGAGUUCUGGAAAGAGAAUUUUUUCAAAAGUGAUGAGACUGAUGAACAUCUGCAAGUGAAAAAGGAGGGCGAAGACAAUAGUUCACUUCAAAAGACUGCUGAUUCAUCUCCUGUCAAAGAUGAGAGAAACGCAAAAGAGAAACACCCGAGCAGCAAGGAAAAGAGGCCGAGAGAAGAGCGCGACAAAGACAAGGCGGUGAAAAAAGAGCGGAAGGAGGCUGCUGGUAAAGAAGAGAAGGUAAAGGAUUCAAAGCUGAGUGAGCGUGACGAGAGGGUGGACUGCCACGGCUCAGGGCGGAUUCCUGACGAUUUGCUGCAGAGCAACAGCUUGAAAGAAGAGACAGAAGAGAAACCCAUAAGUGGGAUCACAGCUGAUCAAGAACAGCUGGAGCUCUCUGAAAAAGGCUCACGUGAUAAAACUGACAAGAGGCUCCCAGGAAAAGAGAAGGAUUCAGAGAAAAUGGAGAAAAGGCAUUCUGACAAGGAAAAAAAGGUUAGAGCGGAGCAUGCUGACAAAGCUGAAGUACAAAAUUCAGUGGAUCGCUGGAAGGAAAAAGAAAAAACGGGAACCGUUUCUUCCCACUCGCCUGGAGAUAAAAACUACAAAGAGAAUGAGAAACUGAAAUCUUUAUCCACAACCAAAAAGCCUGAGGACAGCAGGAAAAAUAAAGAUAAGUUUGACAAGCGGUCUGAUAGGGAGAGGCAGGACAGAGAACAUAGUGUUGGGGAUCACAGAGAAAAGGAACGCACCAACUCUGAUAAGAAAGGGAAACCUCUUGAGAAGAACACAGAUCAUGGUAAAUCUGAUCGUUCAAAAGAAAAGGAUUGUGACAGGAAAAAGAGAGACAAAAUAAAAGAUGGGACUCUUUCCUCAAGCUCCAACCUGAAAUUACUUUUAGAAGAGAAGAAGAGUUAUUUGUCUGAGAGUGGCAAGUCCUUAUCUACCAAAUCAAAGGAGGAAGUUGGGAGAACAACGGAGAAGGAUCGCGACCGAAGAGACCGGGACAGAGACUCAGACAAACACAAGGAUAAGGACAAGGAGCGGCACAAAGACAGAUCCCAGCAGGCCAAAAUCAGCAAGCCCAAAGCCAAUGAGCCGGAUGCAGACAAGGCCAAAUCAAAAGCCUCGCCAGCAACACGAGACACCAAGCCCAAAGAGAAAAGGCUUGUGAACGAUGACUUGAUGCAGACCAGCUUUGAGCGCAUGCUCAGCCUGAAGGACCAGGAGAUUGAGCAGUGGCAUCGUAAACACCUGGAGAAAAUCAAACAAAAAGAGCGUGAAAGGCUUAAACAGCGGCCUCUGGCAGAUCCAGGGAAGUCCAAGCCUAAAGACAGAACCAAGACUGAACCGUGCACGCUGAGUAAGGAGCUCAUGCGCUCAAAAAGCUCUGAAGCCUCGGAUGUCCACAGCAGAGAUAAAUCCCUGAAGGACAGUACCAGCCCCAGAACAAUGUCGCUCGAUGGAAAGAGUCUGCCUUCUAUCAGCGCAAAGGUCAUGUCAGCCGUGGAGAACUGUCUGACCAGAUCACCCAGACCAGAGGGUGAACGCGGUGGCUUCAUGUCCAGGUCGGUGUCCCUGGUUUCUGUCGCUAGCUCGGAGGAUUCGUGUCAGGCGACGACAUUAACACCCAGACACGUUGAAUAUGACUCUGACAUGAACCUAGAAGCCUCAGACUCUCAGCCUGCAUUUCUCCAGUCUUCCCUUGUCAUUCAAGCCACCAGAUCGCCGUCGGCUCACGAUAAAGAUUGCAACAGUCUUCCAGAUGCACCGCAAUGUAAUCGGACGCUGCUGCCCAGCAGACAUGAAUCUCCAUACCUCAGGGCUAUUCUGGACGAGGAUGUCAACUCAUCGACUGAAAGUAAAGCUGUUGAAAAUCAGCCAAAACCCAGCCAGCCUACCGAAGAGCCGGGAACAAAAGAGACGUCAGCAGAAACGGAAGAGAGCCUCAACGGUCAACAACAAUGUGUGAAUUCAGUUUCUGAUUCAGCCGUAGGGGGAGAAGGGAGCCCUCCUGUAGUUUUAACACCACAAAUGUUAAACAAAGAUCCUCAGAGUAAAAGCCUGACACUUCCAGAGUGCACUAGCUCUCAAACUCAGUCAACAGAGCGGACAACUCUUCCCUUCUCGGAUCCUCCUGUUGAGAAGGACAUCCAGUGUCCAACAGAGAACUCACAGGCAGAGUGUAGUAACAAGGAUUCAGAUCAACCACCGACGCCUACAGCUUGUCUAUCUGCAGAGCAGUCAGAGCGCACAAACACACUAACCCUCCAGCAGAGGGAACCGUUCACGGUUUCUGGUGUGGAGAGCGUUCUGCAAACCGAAUCCGGUAACACGAAUGUUUCUGACCUUAAAGAGGAACCUCUUGAGAGCGCCAAUGGAGCCGACGAAGAGAGUAUGGAAACGGAGAGCUUCAGAACCGAGGGUAGAGGAAGUCCUGUACCCUCAACCAGCUCGCACAUUUCCAGCUCCACAGCAGGGGAGACCUUGCCAGGCCUUGCUGAGGCCAAAUGCUCUCAAGAUGAUAUGGAUGUAAAUGACCAAGACUGCAAGUACUCAAGACUUCCCAGUGACACUGCAGCUCCAUAUCUCGAUGCUGAGAUGGAGAAAAUGGACAGUACACCUCCGGCAUUGUCCGACAGUGCGAGCCCUGAACACAAGGUUGAAGAGAUGACCGACGUCCCACAGAGCUCAGAGAUCAACAGUAGUUCUGCUGUUUCUGUUAUAACAGAGUGUCCGUCAGUUCAGGACAGCUUGGCUACAGAGGGCUCUUCUGAAUCUACAGCCGAUGCCAGCUCGGAGCCGAUGGAGGUGACGCCUGUCGAUGAGCAACCAGAGACAUCUUUAGCUGGAGAAGAGCAAAGUCAAAGCACCGUCCAAUUGGCAAUUCAGACAGACAGCAACAGCAGCAGCAGCAGCAGCAGCAGCAGUAGCAGUAGCAGCAGCAGCAACAGCAGCAGCAGUAGCAGCAGCACCUGCAGUGCCUCAGGGAGCUGCUCUCCACAAUCCGGAGACCGGGAUUCUGACUCAUCGGGUGCGAGGGUCAAGAUUCGCUCUACAGACGAGGAAGGGGACAUCCAUGUUCCCCAUCCACGCAAGAGGAAGAUGCCUAAAGCAUCAGGCUCCCAGAGUUAUCCUGUGACUCAGCAGGAGAAGGAGAGUGGCCAGCAGUCUCUGGCUGCUAUUGUGGACUCUGUAAAGCUGGAGGAGAUUCAGCCCUACCAGACCGAGAGGGCCAACCCGUACUACGAGUUCCUGCACAUCCGGAAGAAGAUCGAGGAGAAGCGCAAAGUCUUGUGCAGCGUCACCCCACAGCCACCGCAGUAUUAUGAUGAAUAUGUGACCUUCAACGGAUCCUACCUCUUAGAUGGAAACCCACUCAGCAAGCUCUGCAUACCAACAAUAACUCCACCGCCGUCAUUACCUGAGCAGCUGAAAGAGAUGUUCAAACAACAAGAGGUGAUCCGUAUGAAACUACGACUCCAACACAGCAUUGAAAGGGAAAAACUGAUCGUUUCAAAUGAACAAGAAGUCUUGCGCGUCCAUUACCGGGCAGCAAGAACGCUGGCCAAUCAGACUCUGCCUUUCAGUGCCUGUACAGUUUUAUUGGACGCUGAAGUGUACAACAUGCCUCAAGACGUCCAGAGUGACGAUGGCAAAACAUCAGUCCGAGACCGAUUCAACGCCAGGCAGUUUAUGUCCUGGUUACAAGAUGUCGAUGACAAGUUUGACAAACUCAAGACGUGUCUUCUGAUGAGGCAGCAGCACGAGGCGGCGGCCCUGAACGCCGUGCAGCGUCUGGAGUGGCAGCUCAAGCUGCAGGAGCUGGACCCCGCCACCUACAAGUCCACCAGCAUCUUCGAGAUUCCAGAGUUCUACAUCCCACUCGUGGAGGUUAACGACGACUUUGACCUCACCCCGAUAUGACCUGUAGGACAAACGUGCUUUGCCACAGUGUCCGCCGUAUCCCGGACACGAGGCAGCCCGCACAUUUGAAGAAAGGAAAAGAAAAAUGUGAAGCACUUAGAAUGUGGCGGUGGUAUAAAAAAAGAGCAUUCACAAAAGGGAUGAUUUGACUCCAGCGAACUCUGUCCAAACCGGCACGCCCUCCACGAGGAACGAAGGCCGACUGUUACUUGCGAAGAACACGGAUGGAGCCCAGGGAGCAGUGACCAAAAGCUGGGGCGGUGCAGGGCGGAGCAGAGAGCUGCAGCAAGAAGGAAAGUGUGGACGACAACCACCGGCUACUGCUCCUCAUCAGGCAGCCGCACAACUGAGAGUUCAAUUGUUUUCAAAGUGAGUGUUCAUACAUUGUGUACAGACCGUGCUCUUAAUUUUUUAACUUAUUUUAUACAUAAGAAAAUUGUGCAUUUGUAAAUAGCCAUGUAAUUAUUGUUUUAAACUUGUAAAAACAAAAAAUAAUAGAUAUUUUGAUUGUAAACUUGUUCCGUCUCAUGUUUUAAUGGACCAAAGUUGUUUUUUAUAUCAAGUGUCCUCUGUCCGUGAUGUUCUUGUUGUUGGCUUAAAAUCUUAAGCAUGUGUUUGCUUAUGUUGUGUUUUUUGUUUUUACCGUUUCUUCCUUCCUCAUCUGGAGUUCCACGCCACAGCUGGUGUUUUUGACUUUGGCAAUUAAAUGCUGUGCAUGCGUUGCGUUGUUUGUACUUUUUUCCCAAAAAGCUGUACUGUGGACUUAAUUGUGAGGUUUACUGACGUGUUCCAGCUUUUUUUAUUUGCGCCAUUGUGUUAUGUCCCUUUCUGCGGCCUCACUCCUUAUGUGUCGUCCACUGUGUCUCGAGCACAUUAAAGUCUGUUGUGGCUUCCGAGGGGAAAAAAACAUACUUUUACAGUUUCAAUGUAAGAUCACAACAAAACCUAUUUUUUCAACAUAAUGCCUUUUUGAACGAUAGUUCUAAAAAAUGUCUAUUUUAAUAUUUACUUGUUACAUGACAUGUACAUAUUUGUAAUAUAUAAUUGAAUAAAUUUUAUUUGUUGUGAAAUUA
Molecule: messenger RNA, 7302 nt
Organism: Cyclopterus lumpus (lumpfish)
Lineage: Eukaryota; Metazoa; Chordata; Actinopteri; Perciformes; Cyclopteridae
Gene: ankrd12
Product: ankyrin repeat domain 12
Exons: 13
Coding region: 293-6229 (1978 amino acids)
Cellular component (GO): nucleoplasm
Molecular function (GO): protein binding
Source: RefSeq, a predicted model, not a curated record